This is a messenger RNA of Clonostachys byssicola, 258 nucleotides long. NCBI's taxonomy places the organism in Eukaryota, Fungi, Ascomycota, Sordariomycetes, Hypocreales, Bionectriaceae. The record is from the annotation of a GenBank genome assembly.
AUGAAAUAUCCUCGCAAUGAGUAUGGGCCAUGGUCAUCUUCCGACAAUGACACUGACCUUCGCGACGGCAAAGAGAGACAACUCUGCCAAUCUAUCUUCAAUGUUGAGGGAAUCUUCGCCAACGGCUCCCCGCCAAUUCACUUCUUGCCUCUCUACUCCCCUUACCGGGAGUACUUUGCCAACGCAAGUCAGGAUCGAGCCAUCGAGCACGCCGCCUGUCACCACGAUCUUAAGUCUCGUGAUGAAGUUAGUGUCUAG